Messenger RNA from Chinchilla lanigera (long-tailed chinchilla), 304 nucleotides. Its product is annotated as beta-defensin 1-like. Gene Ontology annotation, biological process: innate immune response in mucosa; defense response to Gram-positive bacterium; defense response to Gram-negative bacterium. The record is from RefSeq and is a predicted model, not a curated record. Gene Ontology annotation, molecular function: CCR6 chemokine receptor binding. The transcript is spliced from 2 exons. Bases 11 to 235 code for a protein of 74 amino acids. Gene Ontology annotation, cellular component: extracellular region. Lineage: Eukaryota; Metazoa; Chordata; Mammalia; Rodentia; Chinchillidae.
GCUGGGGACCAUGAGGACUCACUGCCUUCUGCUGAUGGUGUUCUGCUUCCUUGACUUCCACAUUGCCCCAGGUGCUGGCCUCCUAGCGGGCUUCAACGCCAGAGCUGAUCUAGGAGGCAUCCCUGACACCGACAAGUGCAUCAAUGAUGGAGGAAGUUGUGUCUACUACAACUGCCCCAUCUAUUCCAAGAUCAUUGGCUCCUGUUACGAUGGGGAAGCCAAGUGCUGCGUCUGAGCCUAGAGUGAUUUGGAGGGAAAAUGCGGAAGCCUAGUGAAGGAUUUUUAAUCAUUGUUUUAAUAAAGA